Molecule: messenger RNA, 1290 nt
Organism: Hyaloperonospora brassicae
Lineage: Eukaryota; Oomycota; Peronosporomycetes; Peronosporales; Peronosporaceae
Source: the annotation of a GenBank genome assembly
AUGAACCCCGACCUCAUGACGGUGCUGAGCAUGCGCCAGAAGGAGAUGUGCUACCACCGCCUCGCGCUCGACGGCCGCUCGGCCGCAGCGCCGCGGAAGGCGCUGUCGUCGCCGCUGGGGGCGGACCGUCACCUGCCCCUCCCGCUCCGUCUCGAGGCCCCGACCUACGAGCACUUUGGCUUUACGUGGCGCUGGAUCGUCGACACGACGGCGCACUUUGCGCUGCAGCGGCAGACGGCGCACUUUGCCAACCAGUACGCGCAAGUGCUGCUGCGCCGUCGGGCGGCAGCGCUGCAGGAGAUGGCGGCCGCCACGUGGCGCAGCGACGUGCAGCACGUGCAGAAGCAGCUGCGCGUGUUGGGCCUCGUCUGCGUCUUUAUGGCGGCCAAGAUUGAAGAAGUGCACCCGCCAAAGGCAGCAGAGCUCGUGGCGUUUCUUGCCGAACGGGGGGAGACGCAGCUGGCGGCACAGGACCUCGCGCGCUUUGAAGUCGAGUACAUUGGGGAGCUGCAGUGGAAUCUGCAUCCCACGACACCGUAUGCGUGGCUGCUGUUUAUGGUAGCUGGUGGCUCGGCUGACCAGCGCCCUUUGGACACCAUGGGCGACUUUGUCGAUCCUGCACGCAAUCUAUCGGGCACAAAAGAGCUGUUUGUGAACGCGAUUCGUCUGGUGGACAUUGCGCUGCUUGACUACCAGGCGAUCGAGUACUGGCCCAGUGUGCUGGCUGGCGCGGCAGUGCUGCUUGUGGACCCAGCGCUGGACUUUAUGUUUGUCGCGCAGUUUUUGCAGCUCGACCCGAACGUGCUGUGGGAGUGCAAGUCGUGGCUGUAUGUGCUUGCCUACGGUGUGUGCGACCUGGAGGCUGUGAGCACGCAGGCCAAGGACCGCUGGGUCAAAGUGCCGACGGAGGAGCUGCUGUUCAUCCAGUCCCAGGUUGUGGUGCCUAGUCACCUGGCGUGUGGCCUGUUGCGCCCGAACAAUGUGGCUGAUCUGUACCCCACUGGCAUGCACACUCCGCUCGUAAAGGGCUAUGGACUGGAGACAUGUCCAUCACCGUGCUCCCCCAGCAACAAUUAUGCGGUGGUAGCACCGCCGCCAACGUGCCUGUGCAGCGGCACUUACCAUACGUGCGGUGGGGAAGAAACGCCGGGUCCACAUGUGUACCACUUUAAGUAUGGCUGGCAAGGCUUUGAAGCGGGCCUUUUGGCUGAGCCUAACUUUGGCGGGAACCAACAAGAGCCGCACAUACAGCACCCGACAACGACUACGAAGAACUUGAGCGAACGAUGA